UCCUUUAAGAUGAUGUAAUAGUCAUUUCCCUGGAUGGUUUCUUGCCUGCACUGCUGAAACAACAGCAUCCGAACUGCACUGGGAACUGUGGAACCACCCAGCUCCGCCGCCAGAGAAGCCGGAGCCCCGGGCCCCCCGCCGGCGUCUCUGCGCUGCGUUGGCCUCUGGCUCCCACCGGCUCCCACCUGGCUGGGAACAUGGGAGUCCGUUUGCCCUUGCCGGCAGGUGCGGUGGCUACCUGGGACCCUAGCAGGGCACAUCUCUCCAUCUUUCUGCUUCUAGGCUUUCUGAAAAGCUUCUAAGUCCUGGUACCUCUUGCAACUCUCUUCUAAGGAUCCUUUCCAAAGAUUUCUUUUUCCAUUUUUCUUUUCCCCUGGGGAAGCUUUGGUUGAAUAUUUUCUCUGCUUUACUUCUUCAACCCAACCACCUCUCAUCACGGCUUAACUUUUUUGUGACUUGUUUUAACUUAAGAUACGGAAUGAAUACAUAUGUACCUACAUACAUACAUAAAUACAAAUAGGCAUUUAUAUAAAUGCAUAUAUAUAAUAGUUAUUUUCCAAGAGCACACCUCUCUGGCACUUUUCAUUGAUACCUCAGUCGUUUACCUGUUUGGGAUUUGACAAGAUCCAGACUCAGUUUGGCUGUGGAUUUUGAUUGCUUUACAAAUGGUUAUUAUUUUUUUUUCACAAGAAUUGGGUCUCCAGCACUCACUAAGAGGACUCUUUUUCUGACUCAUUCCAGGUUUGAGGAAAUAAUUUUUUCUCUUUUCCUUCAGACGGACAUCUGAGUAACUGGGGAAUUGGCCUGCCUUGCAUGUGAGCUUGAUGGAAGAUUGGAUAUAGACGAGUUGAUUAUAUUUUAUGAAGUAGCAGCUCACUACCAUCCACCAUCCAGGGUUUAAACUACUUUUUCAGCAUCACUUCACCUAUGGACUCUUAUACAUUUUGCUUUCUUGGGGGAAAAAUACUGGGAUAAGAGGAGGUCAUUUUUUAAUAAGUUAGCAUCCUUUUCCCUUUCUUACAAGUUGAUCCAAAGGAUAAGGCUGUGACUCCAUUGGAUUGCACCUUUAAAUCAAAAUAGCAGCAGCAGAAGAAAGGGACAAUGGCUCUGAGUGGAAACUGUAGUCGUUAUUAUCCUCGAGAACAAGGGUCCGCAGUUCCCAACUCCUUCCCUGAGGUGGUAGAGCUGAAUGUCGGGGGUCAAGUUUAUUUUACUCGCCAUUCCACAUUGAUAAGCAUCCCUCAUUCCCUCCUGUGGAAAAUGUUUUCCCCAAAGAGAGACACGGCUAAUGAUCUAGCCAAGGACUCCAAGGGAAGGUUUUUCAUUGACAGAGAUGGAUUCUUGUUCCGUUAUAUUCUGGACUAUCUCAGGGACAGGCAGGUGGUCCUGCCUGAUCACUUUCCGGAAAAAGGAAGACUGAAAAGGGAAGCUGAAUACUUCCAGCUCCCAGACUUGGUCAAACUCCUGACCCCCGAUGAAAUCAAGCAAAGCCCAGAUGAAUUCUGCCACAGUGACUUUGAAGAUGCCUCCCAAGGAAGCGACACAAGAAUCUGCCCCCCUUCCUCCCUGCUCCCUGUCGACCGCAAGUGGGGUUUCAUUACUGUGGGUUACAGAGGAUCCUGCACCUUGGGCAGAGAGGGACAGGCAGAUGCAAAGUUUCGGAGAGUUCCCCGGAUUUUGGUUUGUGGAAGGAUUUCCUUGGCAAAAGAAGUCUUUGGAGAAACUUUGAAUGAAAGCAGAGACCCUGAUCGAGCCCCAGAAAGAUACACCUCCAGAUUUUAUCUCAAAUUCAAGCACCUGGAAAGGGCUUUUGAUAUGUUGUCAGAGUGUGGAUUCCACAUGGUGGCCUGUAACUCAUCAGUGACAGCAUCUUUCAUCAACCAAUAUACAGAUGACAAGAUCUGGUCAAGCUACACUGAAUAUGUCUUCUACCGUGAGCCUUCCAGAUGGUCACCCUCACACUGCGAUUGCUGCUGCAAGAAUGGCAAAGGUGACAAAGAAGGGGAGAGCGGCACGUCUUGCAAUGACCUCUCCACAUCUAGCUGCGACAGCCAGUCUGAGGCCAGCUCUCCCCAGGAGACGGUCAUCUGUGGUCCCGUGACACGCCAGACCAACAUCCAGACUCUGGACCGUCCCAUCAAGAAGGGCCCUGUCCAGCUGAUCCAACAGUCAGAGAUGCGGCGGAAAAGCGACUUACUCCGGACUCUGACUUCAGGCUCCAGGGAAUCGAACAUGAGCAGCAAAAAAAAAGCUGUUAAAGAAAAGCUCUCAAUUGAGGAGGAGCUGGAGAAAUGUAUCCAGGAUUUCCUAAAAAUCAAAAUUCCAGAUCGGUUUCCUGAGAGAAAACAUCCUUGGCAAUCUGAACUUUUAAGGAAGUAUCAUCUAUAAGGGAGGGCUGGGGGCGGGAAAAGAAAAAAAAAAAGUCAUCAUUUUGAAGUUAACCUCCUAAAAGGAAUUCAUAUUUUAAAGGAAAAAAUACAACUAAUGAUGCACAUUUCUUAGAACACAAUAGUCCAUUGAUAUACUACUGCCUACUUUACCUAGUUCACCUUAACAUGUAAAUCCACAGGGUAGAUUUCUUUCUAGAUGUGGAAGUACAAGAAAAUCUUUUUUAGUUAUUUGUUUGUUUACUUCGUCCCAUGUGCUAACUAUCUUACAUAUAAUGAGAGCCAGCUACAUAAAAGUAGCUGAGAGGCCUUGGGAGUCGUUUAUCCCAAACUGGGUUUUUUCUCUCAUCCUUCUACCUCCCUCCUUUGAAUGAGGGUAUGGUAGAAAAAGAUCUGGCCCAAUGGCAUAAGUUUGGAAUUUUUAAAUUUGGUUUUUCCUUUUGUUUAUGGGGUUAGGGGAGAAUGGCAGAUUUAUAUGCCUUUUCACUCAAAUCUAUAUGUGCCAGUUUAUAUUGACUCCGUAUGCAUGAGUAUGUGUGCAAGACAAGCACAACUAAGUAUGUAUAUACACAUGACGCACACGAUGCCAGGGCCUAGACCUCCCAAGGGCUGUGCUCCUGCUCCCAGCAGCCCUCUCUUACAAUAUUUCAGAUGGAUGAGCUUCUGACUCUUUCUUAAAAUUCUUUUGGGAAGAUUUCCCAGCCUUUCUUCACAACACUUUCUAACAUCAAAUGACUCUCAUCAUCAACAAAUUGUAUUCCUUAUUGUGAAAUUAAUACCCUCAGGCUCCAUUUUACUGCUUUGCUCUUUGUCUGCGUUAAGAGAGGAUGAGGAGAGCUGGUCAAACAUUCUUUGUGUUAAAAAAUCAAACAUUCAUAUCCACAAAAUUUUCUGCUAAAUGACUCCACACUCAGCCUUCUCUACCCUGAACUGAAUUAUCACCCUUUUCUCCGUGUUUUCAGAGUUCUUACUGCCCACAGUUUAAUGGUGUGGCCUUUCCACAUAAUCCACAUUAAGUUCUGUGUUCCUGUGUUGUUGUGGAACUAAGGACAACACACAGUACUUGAAUAAGGGUCCGGCCUUUUGUUUGUUUUAGAGAAAGUUGUAUUCCACACACAACCUAAUAAUUUCUUAUAAAAAUUUUAAACUACGAAGCUACGUUUUUACUUGCUUGUAGCUGUUUUUGUUUGCCUUUGGGAUUCGGGCUUUGGCUGUGCCCAUGCAAGGAUUUAGCUGUGUCAUUUUUAUGAUGUCUGUAACAACCCAACAAGGUAACUGAAGCUCCAAAGUUAAGGUUUCAGAUUUCUAAAUGAAACUAUCUUUUUCAAUUACAUCCUGACCUGUAUAGACACAGCCAAAAAGAAACUGUUAAUAGCCAUCCAUCCAUGUAUCUCUGUAUUUUACUAAGGUACCAAUAGCUCUUUCAUAGACUUGUGCUACAGGAAGGUUAAAAGACCAGUUUUUAUUUUCAGCAUUCCUCAUGCAUUUAAGUGGUAACCAAAAAAUAAUUUGUCAAUUAAUAGUUGUGUGCCAAGCACUCCUAAUUUGUUUUAUUGCGUGUGUGUGCAUGUGUGUAUGUGUAUCACAGGUAAUAAAGGCAAUUGGAUGAUAUCUGUAGGAGGAAAACAAUGACUAAUUUCUUCCUUUUGAAAUCUUUCAUUGAUGCACAUUUAUUAUGUAAGAUGUUCUGUCUUGAUUUCUGUUCUUAGUGAUGAUUAGUAUAUGAAUAUCUUUCUGAAUUUUUGUAAUUCUCGCCUUCACACUAGGAUGACAGACUCAGCUAAUGUUUCCUUGUCCUGAAGGUUUGAAUGGAGUUUAAAGUUUUACAUAAGUGAAAAAGAAAGUUUAUCUUGGGAGUUGAGUUGUCAAGAGAAUUAUAAUUUAUGAAUUUAAGUGGUAUUCUUUUCUGUGUUAAUAUAUUAGCAGAUAUUUGAUCUUAACUACAACAUAGCUUUGUUUGUAAACUUACCAGUAUGUCUUCAUUCUUUUCAAUGUUUCUUGAUAGCACAUGGCAAUACCAUCAUCCUAAUAACAGAAGAUCUUGCAAAGAAUCACAGAGCUUAAUGGGUCAAGAAGUUGAAUUUGGGGAAAAUAUCCUGCAACUCACUUUGGUCGAAUGAUUAUUGUGUUGUCACUGGAAGUACUGUCAAAGACUUUGGGGGUCUAACUAAAAUGGCCAAAGUUCCAACUUCCUUAAAUUUCAGACCUGACUGUAAUGGCCUCAAGAUAGAGAGAUACCCUUAUAAGAGUAAAGAAUUAAGAUGAUAGUCAACCCAAUAUUUCUACUACAUUCUUUAAACAGGAAAUUAAACACUGCAAAAGGAGUGUUCGUGGCAGUGUUCCUCUGACCCCUGACGUGUCAUGAGUUUUCUCUGCUCUGACAUUCCUUAUACAUCCAGUGAACAAAGCUGGAAUAGAAAACCUGUUUAAAACAAUCACAACAGCAAUAUUUUUAUUCUGGGCCACCUCUCGACUGGCAUUCAUCCCAUGGUAAAAUAUUCAAGUAACUAAGACAACAGCAUGGCAUUUAUUUGUGUGAGUGUUUAUAUAGAAAUGAACAUAGACCUGGCCAGUAAAAGGCUCUGAGGAGGCUUAAAGUACCUAGUUUGAGUGGAGUUAUCAAGUGAGGUCCAGGUAGCCUGCAACAUUGGAAAUGAGUUCUGGGUAAGUGAGUUAUAAGAGUACAUGCUCUAGUAACUCUGGUGGUCACUGUGACUCGGGCAUGUUUCCCUGAAGUUAAAAUAGUUUUUAGAACUUUUUGUUUAAUUCUGAAGAAAACAAUAUAUAUGGUUUACUUCUCGAACCUUGGUUAUGACAAGAGCCAUAAAUUGCUAAUGUAAAGAAGUUAGUAGUAUCAAGUGGAUACAAUGAAUGGGGAAUCACGUGUAGAGCCCCAACUUAGAUUGCCUUCUGGGAAAUCCCACGAUACUAAAAUCCAGUGAGCUUUGGGAGAUCAUUCCCUAAAGGUAUGUGGGUCAUCUGAAGUCAGAAACAUAUUUACAAAGUCCUUCUACCCACUAUCAAAAAUGAACUGAUCUGCAUUCAGCAGGAAAAGGGGAAGACAGGAAUAUAAAACUACUAGAUCAUAUGGUAUUGUGAUUUUCUUUCCCCUGCUAGGAAAAAAUUGCACUGAAAUGCUGACAAAAAAUAAUGAAGUCAAGUGGCUUCCAAAAUAUGCACUGAUGUUAUCCUUUGUAUUUAUAGGCACAGUUAUCUUACUGAAAAUGCAUGCAUGGUGAAUUAAAAUAAGAGGGGGAACAAUGCACAAAUAAUAAGCGUUCCGUUUGCUCUUUAUUCCUUCAUAGUUGUAUCUAUUCCAACCAAUUCAUUUUGGGGGAACACAUUUAUUAAAGGGUGCUGACGUGGAAUUUUUCUCUUUUCAAUUAGCCUUGUUAGAUUCAGAGGAAUCUUUAUCCAUAGGCACAGGUGUGUUGCUUGUUCUGGGCCCCAUUACUGCCUGCGCUUCUGGAUUACUUUUGCUUUCCUGGGCUUUAGAUUCUUCUCUGAGGAUCCUUUGUUGGUGUCAAACAAAACAUGCUACACUGAGACAAAAGGAAGGCAUGUAUGGUGUUUUGUAAAAUUACUUGACACCAGCUCCCACAAUGGGAACCAAAUUUUGAUUAUUAUACAUUUUCCUUUGCUACAAUUCCAACCUUCAACUUUGUAUCUACUAUAGUGUAGAUCUGUGAAUUUGAGUGCUGGUAUUUUCUGCCACUAUAUACCAUGCCAUGGAAUUUGACUAGCCUUGGUCUUCUAGAUGAUCUUUACUAGAAUUAAUAAGACUCUUUCUGUGAACUUUUAGGAAGAAUUCUUUGUCACCUCCACCUGACAUACCAAUUUUCAAAAGAAAAACGAAGGGAGUUUAUUUUUCCUUAUGGUGACUCUGUGGCAGAUAAAUGUUUUUGCCAAUUUGCAUGCUGGUUUAUAGGUUUAGCAUGGGCCAUUUCUCUCUUUAAUGUCUUGGUAUUGUUGGUGUCUUGCAAUCUUGAUGCCCCACAGUUUCGAUUUAUUUAUUUUAUUUUAUAUUGUCAAAAUAGCACACUAGAGAAAGAACCAGAGUGAACAUUCUGUAUCCUGAGUUACAAUGGAGUUACAUGUCAUUUGUAUAGAACUGUAUAAUGAUUAAUUUCUGCAGAGAAAUUAGACCAAAUGAAACCUGCUGGAAUAGGUUUGAUUUAUAUUGCCUUCAUCAUUCUGGUUUCAGACAAAAUGGUUAUUGUUCUCUACCCCUGCUGAAAGAAUAGAGUCUUAAACUUUAAUAAUCACAGCCUUGUGAUGCAAACACAGAGCUUAUUUGUUUGAAAUGCCUAUUAUUCUCAUCUUGCUGUAUACGUUGGAAUGGAGAUUCUUUUUCCAGUGAUCUCCAUUGCAAACUUUUUAAUAGCGUUUUUUAAUACUCAGUAUGCACAAAAAUCAUGUGUAGCACUUGUAAAAAUGCAGAUUCCUUCAACCUAACUUCAAAGAGUCUGAUUCAGAAACUUGAAGCAGGGCAAAGAAAUUUGUAUUUUGAGCUAGUCUCCUUAAUAAUUUUGAUGAGGAUUUUCUAUAGACCUUACUUUGAAAAAUUCUGCUGUUUAGGGAAUAUGCAGAGGCCAAGAGUUCCUUUACUUCUUAGAAGCACUUCCUCAUUUUCUCUUACUUUCUUCCCACUACAAAUAAGUCAAAGCAUGCAUUAUUCAUUAUCUUAAGAGAAAACACCCAAAGAAAAACAUCCUAAGACUAGGGCAGAACAGAUUUUCAUGAAUUCUUUGCCAUUUGAUCUGCUGUCUGUCAACCAUAACCCUUUCUCCAUAUUGUGUGUGUAUGUGUAUGUGUAUGGGUUUUUCCCCAAUAUAAAAGCCUGCAUUAUUAGAGUCUUAGCUCUGGGUAGAUGGGAGCAUAUCUCUGAGUGAGAUGUAUUCUAAUGAUACCCAACAAGAAAUAAAAAUAAUGAUCUUUCCCAAGGAGAGUUGUUUAUUUCUAGGCCCUUACUUAGUAUGAGUGGGAGGAAAUUGAAAGUGAUCCAUAAUUUAAUGGUGUGUAUGGCCCCAAAGGUGAUUCCAUUAACUGCACAUAAAAUAUAACCAAAAUGAAUAUGGAAUGAUUAGUGAAUUCAGCUAUAUUUUACCAAUCAAAUCCUGCGCCAUUGAACUGCUAAAUUUGUCCAAUUUGACUCAACCAGGACUAUGAAGCUCUCAGAUAAUUGAUGAUCCUGAACCCUGACAUUAACUAAAAACUUGAAGCCAAACUGAUGUGUAAGAAUAAAUGCAAAAAAAGAAAAAGAAAAAGAAAGCAAGAAAGAGUGAAUUCAAAAGGGUUUCAAUGAUCCAAUUGACCCUAUUCAUUUAACAGACUAACUGGAUACAUACCAAAUUCCCACGUUAUAAGAAAGAUAAAAAUAGAGAUCAUGCUUGUCAUGAUCAUGAGUGAAUAUUUGAGUAAAUAUUAUUGCCAAAGGAAAGUGAAGGACGUUUAAUGAAACUGAUGAACAUGAGCAACUAAUUAUGUUAAACUGGCCAAGAUUAAAACAAAAAUGGUUAAAUUUGAUUCAGUUUGUUGCCCUCUCUCCUCUACUUCCUAAGUGGGAUCCCUUUUCUGUCCCGGCUUCCUAAUGUUCAAAAAAUGUUUCUCUUGCUUGUGAACAAAUUUUGUUGCCAAUUAGGUAAAAAAUGUUAAGUUCCCAGACUGUCAUCCUUGCAUUAUUUAGGAAAUUUACUUUUAAAAGGAUAAAGAAAAAUGUGCCUGGCCUAGCAACUAUCAAGGGCUUGUCCUGGAGGAGGGUGGGGGUAAUCUGCCUGUUAAUCAGCUUUGUAAAACACUUAUAUGCCAACCAGAGGGUUUAUUAAGUCUCUUGUCUCCAGCAACCUCCUCCAUCUUAUCAGUUUAUUUUUAGAAUUGACCUUUAGAUAAUUUACCUGCAUUUGCACAGUGAAAAAUCAACAUAACUUUAUAUUCUCUUCCUGCUGACGUGGUCUCCAUCCAUCACAAAUGGAAGCAGAACUGAUGCUUAGUAAAGUAAUGAGAGUUGCUUUCAAAUUACAUUAGUGUUCAUGUGUGAGUGUGCACAUGGCCAUGUGCAAUUUUUAGGUUUAUGUCAGCUCAGUGGAUAAUGUGCGUGGGAGUGCUAUCUGAGUGCAUGGAAAAAGCCUUUGGUUACAUAGUUUAACAGCUUUUUAGUUCAGCACAAUAGUUUAUCUCUACUGUGGAUGUCAGUCCUUGAGAAUGUUAAGUAAAGCUUGUCUCCUCAUGUGAAAUUCAAACAAUACUAAUUUCUGGGGAAAAAUUAAACUCAUAUCCAUGUAUAUAGUGAAGAGUGGCAUCUUAUUCAAAAAAAGAAUGUAUUUUUGAAAGCUAAGAUAGACAUAGAAUACACAUUAAUCAUCAGUAGUCUUUUUUAAUUGCAGCCAGUGGUCAGUGGUUUAUCUAUACCUUUAGGUGAGAGACAGAGAGAAACAAUUUCAGGAAACUCUCCUUGAUUCAUGUGGGUUAUGUGCAUUUAAGGCCGUGGCUCUCAACCAGGAGUGGUUUUGCAUACCAGAGAUCUUUUGGCAAUGCCUGGAGAUAUUUUUUGUUUCAUGAUUUGAGGGGUGCUACUGACAAUUAAUGGGUAUAGGCCAGAGAUGCUGCUAAAGAUCCUACAGUGUACUGGAAAGCCCUCCAUAACAAAAAGUUAUCCAGCCCACAAUGUCAAUAGUGCUUAGCUUGAGAAACUCUAAAUUAAGCAUGAGUUUAAAUUUGUCAAGGCAUUUUUUUUUCUGUACCAUAUACGGGAAGUCUUCCAGGUCAAUAAGCAGGAUAAAAUAGAAAAAUAAAAAUCGGAACCAGUUUAAAUGUGUAUAGAAAUUAUACGUAUGGAAAUUAUUUGAAGUUAGACAUAAUUAUCUCUUUAUGCAGAUGUGAAAGCUGAGAUUUACAGAAAUAGGAAACUUUUUCCAGGGAUGUGGUAGUGAUGAGGAAGGCCUGUAGUUUAGGUGUCUUGUCUUCUUCUACUUCAGUCUUUCUGCCUCAGAAAAAUUAUACUUCAGUGAUGUUGUCAAUCUUUCAACAGCUAAAAGUGUUUGUUGUGAAGCACUCUGGGAUCCUUUUCAGUUUACAUGAUCCUGUUAAAGAUGUUUCCCAAGCUGAUCAACAGUAGACCACAAAGUGCUCUCAGAAAUGAAACUAGUAAGGGGGAGAAAGUGUUUUGAGCAGGCCUAUGAUUUCAUUGUGUGUAACUGCUUAUCAUACCCUUCGUUACUUUGAGUUGAAUAUUCCCUCAUUGAGGAUGGUAAAAUCUUAUUGGAAAAUAUGUUUCCUAGACUCACCCAGGGGUGGCUCCCAUGUCCUUGUUUCCAAACAUGUGACAAGUCUAAGCACAAGUCCUUGCUACUGAGUCUUAUUGUUUAGUUUAUAUAUACUGACUUUAUUAGAACACAAUUUGUGUCUGAAAUGAUUUGACAUUUUUCUUUUAAUGUAUCAUACCAAUAUCCCAGGGAUGGAAUUAUGGUAGGGUCAUUCUAAUUCCAUUUUAUACAAGGGAAACUAAGGACCCAGAAAGUUUAAAUCAGUCAUUUAUUUGUUUGUUUAUGCAUAUAUCCAGCAAAUAUUUGUUGGGUACAUACCAUAUAUAGGUCACUGUCGUGAGCAUUAUAAUGUCUAAGCAAUCAAAUUUGGAGUAAAGAACUUGAAUUAAGUUCAUUCAAAUCCUAGACUAACAUUAUUUCUAUAUGUAGUUCUGAUCAGUAUUCUAGAAUUACGGUUUAAAUAUCCAGUUAUAAAUAAUAUAUAUUACAGAUUUAUUAUUAUGUACCUGAAACUCUACUGAGUACUUUUCAUGCCUUAUCUCAUUUAAUCCUAUCAUAAUCCAAUGAAGUAAGCCCUACCACUAUCCUCUCUUUACAGAUGAGGUCAGUGAGGCUCAGAAAGAUAAAGUAGCACAUAAAGGCUCAUAGCUAAAAAGUGGCAGAGCCAGAUUUUCCUCUGAGUUUAUUAGACUCUAAAGGCUGCUGGCUUAGCCAUCUCUUUGUACAAUCUGUUCUCUCUGUCCUCUGAACUUUGCCUGUUUCUCCUCUCUCCUAUGCUAAACAAAGUGUGAUCCCAGCCUGACAUCCUUCCUAAAAGUCAUCAGUUUUUUUUGUUUGUUUGUGACUUGCAUCUGCCUAGGAGGUAAAGAAAGGGCAGAUUUGCUACAGCUUGUACUUUAUGCCACAAAAAUUUUCAAGGGGGCAAUAAUAUUGUAGAACAAGUAUCUGGUGAGUACUGAUACCCUAAGAAACUCACCGUGAUAAGCUAGCUUCCACGUCUGGAGAAAAUGACACUUGCAAUUGCUUGCUGUGCUGCACACAGGUCACUAGGGCAAGCUUCAGGAGAAGUAAAAUAGGUGUAUGAGCGUGUUUAUAUGUGUUUAUGCAUGAGUGUAUCUAGGUAUCUGCUAUUUUCAUCUUUUGGCUUGUUAAACAGUCUCAGUUUUUUAUUCAAGACAGGUCAAAAGCCCAAAUGUGAUUAACUGCCCUCAGCAUCUCAUUGUUACUGUUAUAAGUUGGGAAAAAGAGAGGCAGCUUUAGAAAAGAAACUUCACCGAAAUAUGUGCAUGCAUGUGUGAGUGUGUGUGUGUGAGGAGUGUGUGUAUUUAUGUGUGUUUUGUGUUUAUGUAUAAAAUUAUGUGUAUAUAUGUACAUAUGUGUGUACAUCUAUCUUAAUGUGUAUAUAUAUAAAUAUAUAUCUAUAGCUGUACAUAUGUAUACACCCAUAAACAAAGCUCAUAGUUUAAAACUUUGGAAUUUUCAGUUUAGAGAACUUAUUAUUAUUACAAUUUGUAUUUGGUUUCCUAGACGGUCUAAUAUAGUUCUAAUUUCCAAAAUUCUCUUCCACUAAAAGUGGAUAUAUUUAUUUAUGGUGCCGAGAACAUUAACAAAAUAUUUAGAUUUAAUAUCUAUGAAUAAUAAACCAAAAAAAGUGCAUUUAAGGAAACACCAAACUUGUAAAAACUGGCUCUCUUAUCCAAACCAUUUGUUGGAAUUUCAAACUACAUGUUUUCACACUUCUUCAUUCCAAAAAAAAAAAAAAAACCAAACCAGAAAAAACCCAAAACACUACCAAAUGAACAGUGAUAAUGUUUAAGAAGAAACAGAAAAAUGUAGGUGUAUGAUAGCACAAAUUCAAUGGUUAUUGCCCUAGUGGUGCUUCACUUACCUAUUGGUUAAUUUAUUAUAUCCUGGUUAAUUUCACUUUAUCACUGAUGAGGGUUCCUGUGUCCCUACAUGAUUUAUCGGUGGAGCUAAUUAUCUGUUUAUUUAUUUAAAGCUACAGUAAAUAAUUUAUAAUAUGCAUAUUGUAAAUAGAUACUAAAAGUCAAGGGCACAUUGUAAUAAUCACAAAGUUUUAGUCUCCUGCAAAUAACACUUGAAGCCUGUUUAUACAAUACCCAAAUAGUUGCUCAAAGAAAGAACAAUGUAAGUCAAAUACAAGAAAACCUUACUUACCUAUUUUGGCAUUUUACAGACAUAACAACCAAAUUAACGAAUUUUGGCCAUCUUAAGAAUACAGUAAGUUGUGUACUCAUUCAUAGCCACAUGCUUUGCAUAUUACUGGGGAAUGUGAAAAAUACUUAAAGUCAACCUAUGCAAACAGAGAUUCCCUGCUGCUCUUUGGGAUCAGUUUGUAUGCACACAAGCCCAUGCCUUCAACUGAUAGUCCUAGCACAGAUCCCUCCUCCCAGAGAUCUGUCAGGUGUGCCCACACAACAGAAGCACUUGUAAACUAAUCAAGCACGGUCACUGAAUCCUUUUUUCACCAGCCUUCUGCAGAUGUUGUCUUAAAAACAUAAGAAAGAAAAUCCAUUUUUUUAAAGCAAUGAAAUGUUCUAAUUAGGUUUGAGAACAUUUGAAGGAGCGACUGUUUUUUCCCCAAAAUUUUGGAGCAGAGGGGACAUUUUACAUCAUCCUAACUUCAUGUUCCUCUGUCAUUUUAUUUUAUUUAUUUAUUUUUAAUUCGAAAGCAGAAAGUUGAAUCAGGAAAAUUUGUCUUAAAAUAUACUGUUUAGUUUAGAGAUGGACAAACUAAUGUAUUUUUGUAAAUCAUGGGUGGCGGAUGUCAAAAUCUCUCAUUAAUUACCCUGUUUUUAUCUCUAAGGAAAUUGAUUCAUGAAUAAUUGGAAAGGUAUUCUAGUUAAGACACACAGAAACACAAACUUAGCGGAGCUGCACUUCAGAGAGUCCCACUGUAAUCUGUUAAUAGAAUCUGCUUUAAAUGAGUCACUCCUUAGACUGGCAAUGACACCCAGCUUAGUCUGUAAAAUCAGGAAUCUUUGUGUUGGCUGAAGGAAUUUAGUAAUCUUAGUUGAAUUCCUCUUCCCCAUGUCUUUCAAAACCAGAGCACUGGGUCGAACCUAACGAACAAAAUAAUUCGUCCAAAUUAAAUUGACUUUUUUACAUAAUAUCAGCACCACUCCUUACACUUUUAAAGUUAAAGACCCUGUUGAUCAGGUUACCUGGAAAUUUCAAGUGCAUCUGACCAGGGAUUAUCAAGCUCCUUGUGACAUCUGUUUCUGAUGCUGUGAAUGUGAUGUCACCACAAAUAGAGGAUUCUGAAUUUUGCUGGUACUAAUGCUGAGUGGUGACUUAUUGGGGCCUUGCUCAUGUUACUUUUUCCUGACCUCAUUCGAGCACUUGAUGACUUGGGUCAGUUUGUUGCACAUUGAUGAAUAACAAGUGACACCCAAUGAAAUUACCUCUUCUCCUUUCCGAUGCAGUUCGCUUGUACAUAAAUGUAACGUCAAAUUGUUUACAGGUUAUUUUUGUGCGUAAUUGUGAUAGCAGAUUUAGCUCAAACUUUAAAGGAAUUUGUUUACUGACUGGUGUUAAAAUGAAUGUGCUUAUUACAGUAUAAACAUCAUUAAUUAUGGACUCACAUGAAUGCAUGUCUAGAUGUCGUCAGUUCUCAGCAGCUCGGUUAUUCAGCAAAAAGUCUGCAGUCUGUGAAUAGCAAAUAUACAUAAACUACUGUGACUCUAAUAACUCAGUAACUGUUUUUACCUUGGGAUGUAACACUGUAGAUCUUAGCCUGCUGUAUUUCUUUCUUACCUAUUUCUUUUUGCGAGAAAAACAUGACAGAAAAUGUUACUACUAAUUGUCGCAAUGGAAUUGCACAUCAUUUUGGCAAUCAUUGGUUCACUCGGAAGGCAACCGCCUAUAGAUGGAACAGCCCUGAGCAACAUAUAAAUAUAUACAUACAUAUCUAUGUAUGCAAUAUCUACACUGCGAAUUACUACCAUCUAUUCUCACUGCCAAUGGAAACAAACUACUCUUUUCUUUGGAUUCAUUGAUGGAUAUAAAAAAUUAAUUUGCUAUUAACUGCUUUCAUAUUCUGUUUAGUUCUUAUAGUAUGGUAAAUGAUACAGGUGCAGUAUCAGUAUUGUAAAAUUGUAUGGUGAAAACUACAAAAGUCAUUCUGUGGAUAUAUUUUAAAAGGAAGAACAGAAACUAUAUUUCAGAUUCUUGUGUGAAUAUAAUUACAGAAUAGGUAACUAUUUUUAUGUGUUUCCAUAAAUGACUCCAUUUCAUAUGCAUUGUAAUUUAGCACAAAUCAUAAUAAAUCAUUUGGUAACA
Messenger RNA from Gorilla gorilla gorilla (western lowland gorilla), 13951 nucleotides. It is a transcript of the gene KCTD16, whose product is annotated as potassium channel tetramerization domain containing 16. Gene Ontology annotation, molecular function: protein binding. Gene Ontology annotation, cellular component: postsynaptic membrane; signaling receptor complex; presynaptic membrane. The record is from RefSeq and is a predicted model, not a curated record. Gene Ontology annotation, biological process: regulation of G protein-coupled receptor signaling pathway; protein homooligomerization. NCBI's taxonomy places the organism in Eukaryota, Metazoa, Chordata, Mammalia, Primates, Hominidae. Bases 1102 to 2388 code for a protein of 428 amino acids. The transcript has 3 exons.